AUGACUCUAUAUUACACACACACGCCCAGGAUCCGACUCCAGCUUUGCAAGCCUGUGACGUGGCCUCCGCUGAUCUUUGGCGUGAUUGCAGGUGUCUGCGCUAGUGGCAAUUUUGACUGGUCCACGGCCAGUUCUGAGGAGUACGCCAAGUUAUUCUUGUGCGUCCUGCUUUCGGGCCCUGUCCUGGUUGGCUACACGCAAACCUUGAAUGACUGGUACGACAAGGAUCUGGAUGCGAUCAAUGAGCCCUACCGCCCCAUCCCAUCUGGUCGCAUCACGGAGGAGGAAGUGUGGCAGCAGAUUUACGUCUUGGGUGGCGCUGGCUUAACCAUGGCUCUCAUACUGGAUGUGUGGCAAGGACAUUGGCCUCCCACUGUUUUUGCCGUGGCGGUUGUGGGUGUUUUCAUGGCCUACAUCUACUCCGCGCCUCCGCUUAAGCUGAAACAGAACUGGAUCACUGGCUGCUACGCCUUGGGAUCCAGUUACAUUGCGCUGCCCUGGCUGGCAGGGCAGUGCACCUUUGGCCAGGCGACGCCUGAGAUCAUUGUUCUCACGCUUUGGUACUCGGUGGCAGCUGUCGGCAUUGCUAUCGUGAACGACUUCAAAAGCGUGGAAGGAGAUAAAAAGCUGGGGCUUUCUUCCGCUCCAGUCGUCUUUGGCGUGGAUACUGCAAAGUACAUGGCGCCAAUCAUCAAGGAUUCCGUGCAGCUCACAAUUGUCGGAUAUCUGCUCUAUAUCGGUGAGACAAACUAUGCGCUGGGUCUGCUCGCGCUGCUCCUGCCGCAGGUUUACUUUGCAAAGACUUUGUUCAUUGAGGAUCCCAUCAAGAACGAUGUGAAGUACCAGGGAUCAUCAUUGCCAUUCUUCAGCAUUGGCACCAUUGUGGCAGCCUCCGCGAUUGGCAAUAAUCCGCUGCACUGA
Symbiodinium pilosum is the source of this 921-nucleotide messenger RNA. Lineage: Eukaryota; Dinophyceae; Suessiales; Symbiodiniaceae. The record is from the annotation of a GenBank genome assembly.